AUGUCUCACACAUCAAAUCCCAGCAGUGCAGGCUGCCAAAUAGACAUCAUAAACCACAUCCAAGCCAUCCAACAAAACUGGUUCAUCCACCCCGCGACCUCAGAAGAACCCAUCCUCCCACCCUCACUCCUCGCCGGCGUCCCAAUCAACUGCCUCCCGGCCCCAAUUAUCCAAGCCAUCCACGAACUCUCUACACUAACCAUCGGCCAAAGAGACCGAGCGCACAAUCUACUAAACACCUACUUCCAGGCACGCAUCCGCGAAGGCUCAUACAGUGGCAAGUCCCAAAAGAUCUUCGCCAUCUUGGAAAUCAGCGAUGUGAAGAAGGCGUGUGAGAGUUUGCGAAGAAUGAGCCGAGGUCGCGAGAUGCAAGGACCCGUCCCGAUCAAAGAAGAUGAAACGAGGAAGAGGAAGUACUCGAUUAGACAGGAGAUGAACGCCGUCGUUGAGGAUGAACAAGACGAAGACGCACAAAGACUAGCGAAACGACUGAAAGAGGAACUUUGCGUCAUCUCCGAAGACGACCACAGCAAAAACAACGAGCCUAGCACGCCAAUCUGCAUCAACUUCGAUGACAUAGCCACGCCCCCGGAUUCACAAGCUACGAUAACAGCAACACUUCCUUCUACAACUACCACACCGCAGACGCAGCGCCGCUCCCGCCCCCCUCCGAUUGUCAUUGCUGAGAUACCCACGCCUACAGCUACAUCUCCUGGAAUUGUCCCACCGUUUUCUUCUUUCACGCCCUUGUUCAAUAGCCUAGCCCAGGAGUUUGGCGGAGAUCCGGAUACGCCUUGUCCGGUACGACAGAACACGUACCAGCCCACGCAAUCAGAUCUCCUUAACAUUGCGGAUAAUAGUUACGGUAACGACAAACUCACCAGCAACGAUAAUAAUGCAAACGGCACUCUUUUCGAGUCCUACAUGCGCGAUACAUAUCCAGUGCCGAGGAUAGAUGCUCGGGUCCAGGCAGCGCAAAGAGCGACGCAUGAGUUUAAUAGGCGAAACGGAGGAUGGAAAGCGUGA
Molecule: messenger RNA, 1026 nt
Organism: Alternaria conjuncta
Lineage: Eukaryota; Fungi; Ascomycota; Dothideomycetes; Pleosporales; Pleosporaceae
Exons: 2
Coding region: 1-1026 (341 amino acids)
Source: RefSeq, a predicted model, not a curated record